Messenger RNA from Colossoma macropomum (tambaqui), 3217 nucleotides. RefSeq names its product PWP2 small subunit processome component (gene pwp2h). Lineage: Eukaryota; Metazoa; Chordata; Actinopteri; Characiformes; Serrasalmidae. The record is from RefSeq and is a predicted model, not a curated record. The transcript has 21 exons. Gene Ontology annotation, biological process: ribosomal small subunit assembly; maturation of SSU-rRNA from tricistronic rRNA transcript (SSU-rRNA, 5.8S rRNA, LSU-rRNA). Gene Ontology annotation, molecular function: protein binding. Gene Ontology annotation, cellular component: Pwp2p-containing subcomplex of 90S preribosome; small-subunit processome. Bases 109 to 2907 code for a protein of 932 amino acids.
GACUCCACGUGAGUUACACAUGUGCGCCUCCUGAGUGAGAAACACUGGGUUUUCUGCUGAAGUCUUCAGAUGAAUAAUGUAAAGAUUUAAAAGACAUUAGAGACCAAGAUGAAGUUUGCAUACAAGUUUUCCAACUUACUGGGAGCUGUUUAUCGACACGGGAACCUUUCCUUCUCUAAAGAUGGGAACUCCGUCAUCAGUCCUGUUGGAAACCGCAUCUCUGUUUUUGACCUGAAGAACAAUAAGUCAGAGACUCUCCCAGUGAACACCAACAAGAACAUUACCUGCGUCGGUCUGUCACCCAGUGGGAAUCUGGCCAUACUUGUUGAUGAAGAUGGAGCAGCGAUACUGGUCAGCUUGGUGACCCGAGCUGUGCUUUACCAUCAUCACUUCCACAAACCUGUUAACAGUGUCUCCUUCUCUCCUGAUGGCAGGAAGUUUGUGGUGACUAAAGAAAAUGUGGCUCUGAUGUACAAUGCUCCUGGAAAGAACCGGGAGUUCAACGCUUUUGCUCUGGACAAGAGCUACUAUGGACCUUACGAUGAGACGACCUGCAUCGACUGGACUACUGAUUCCAAGUGCUUUGCGGUGGGCAGUAAAGACAUGACCACGUGGAUAUUUGGAGCAGAACGAUGGGCUAAUCUGAUCUAUUACUCUGUGGGGGGCCAUAAGGACGUCAUUGUGGGCUGCUUCUUCGAGAAGGACAGUCUAGACUUGUACACUGUGAGUCAGGAUGGCGCUCUGUGCGUGUGGGAGAGCGACACGGAGCUGGACGGGUUACGCAAAGGUCCCAAAUACUCAGAACGCAAGAAGAUGGCUGAGGAGAGGAAGAGACAGGAGGAGGAAGAGGCUGAAGAGGAUGAGAUUGAGGAACUGGGAGAAGACGGAGAGCGCAGGGGAGAGGUGAUUAAAGGCAGUGCGGAUGCACCUACAGAAGUAGAGGGGAUCAAAAAUGUCCGUUAUAAGCAGAAAAGCAAACAUUUUUUCAACAAGGAGGGUGACUUCAAUAACCUGACGGCAGCAGCUUUCCACAAGAACACACGCAUCCUGGUGACGGGCUUUGCCUCUGGAGCGUUCCACCUGCAUGAGCUGCCGGAUUUUGACCUCAUUCACUCACUCAGCAUAUCGGAUCAGAGGAUUUCAGCUAUAUCUAUUAACCCCACGGGAGACUGGAUUGGCUUUGGCUGUUCAGGACGUGGACAGCUGCUGGUUUGGGAGUGGCAGAGCGAGUCAUAUGUGUUCAAGCAGCAAGGCCAUUUCAACAACAUGGCCUCUCUGGCUUACUCUCCUGAUGGACAGUACCUGGCUACCGGAGGAGAUGAUGGGAAGGUGAAAGUGUGGAACACCAACAGCGGCCUGUGCUUCGUCACAUUCACAGAGCACACAAGCAGCGUCACUAACGUCACCUUCACCACCAGCGGCUUCGUGGUGAUCAGCGCCUCUCUGGACGGCACUGUGCGAGCCUACGACCUGCACAGGUAUCGUAACUUCCGCACACUGACGUCUCCACGGCCGGCACAGUUCUCCUCACUGGCGGUGGACCUGAGUGGAGAGCUGGUUUGCGCUGGAGCUCAGGACUCAUUCGAGAUCUUCCUGUGGUCAAUGCAGACAGGACGUCUUCUGGAGGUGUUGAGUGGUCAUGAGGGUCCGGUGAGUUGUCUGUGCUUCAGUCCAGUGCAGUCUGUGCUGGCCAGUGUGUCCUGGGACAAAACGGUCAGACUGUGGGACAUGCUGGACAGCUGGCAGACCAAAGAGGUUCUGCGCCUCACCUCUGAUGGUCUGGUGGUGACGUAUCGUCCAGAUGGUCAGGAGCUGGCAGUAGCCACUCUGGAUGGAGAAAUCACGUUCUGGAAUCCUCAGACGGCAGGCCAGACCGGCUCCAUCAUCGGCCGCCACGAUCUUCAGAUGGGUCGCAAAGAGACCGACAAGAUCACCGCCAAGCAGUCAGCAAAGGGCAAGGCCUUCACUUCACUGUGUUAUUCUGCUGAUGGUGAGUCCAUGUUGGCCGGUGGCCAGUCAAAAUUCGUCUGCAUCUACAAUAUCAAGGAGCAGAUCCUCAUGAAGAAGUUUGAAAUCUCCUGUAAUUUGUCCCUGGAUGCUAUGGAGGAGUUCCUGGACAGACGUAAGAUGACGGAGUUUGGGAGCCUGGCACUGGUGGAUGAGGGCGCAGGAGAUGGAGACGGGGUUGAACUCAGUCUUCCUGGUGUCAGGAGAGGUGAUAUGAGUUCCCGCCACUUCAAGCCAGAAAUUCGUGUCGCCUCUCUCCGCUUCUCCCCAACUGGGCGGAGCUGGGCAGCAGCAUCUACAGAAGGUUUGCUCAUCUACUCCCUGGACGCCUCAUUGAUAUUUGACCCAUAUGACCUGGACAUGGACAUUACGCCAGUCAGCAUACGUCGUCAGCUGAAGAAGAAGGAAUGGACAUCAGCCAUUGUUCUAGCUUUCCGUCUGAAUGAAACCUCUCUGAUUAGAGAAGUGCUGGAGGCUGUGCCUUAUGACCAAGUGGCAGUGGUGUCCAGUUCCCUGCCGGACGUGUAUGUGGAGAAGCUGCUAGACUUUGUGGCCUCGACCCUGGAGAAUUCCAGGCACUUGCAGUUCUACCUCACCUGGGCUCAGAACCUCCUCACCUUACAUGGGCAGAAGCUCAAGAACAGGUCAGGAGCAAUACUGCCGACUAUACAGCAGCUGUUGAAGAGCAUCCAGAGACACCAUGAUGACCUGUCCAAACUCUGUGACUGGAACAUAUACACUAUCCGCUACAUCAAGGCCCUGUCCAAGCAGAGGGGGAUGAAGAGGACGGCAACGGAUUCACUCAGCGAGCAAGAGGAGGAGGGGGAGGGAGGAUCAGUGGUCAUGGGCUCAGAGGAUGAAGAGGAAGAUAUGAUGAGUGAAGCACUCAUAGUAAACUGACACUUACAUAAACCUGAACUUACACUGGAGUGGCACUGGGAACCAGUAUCUAGUGGUGCAAGAGGAAAAGAAGAGUCAGACUGGAGAAAGAUUCAGGACAAUGUCUGGGCAAAAUUCAAGAAGGAGUUUGUUGUGGCAGUUUCAUGAACACACACCAUCACUAUCUGCUGUGAGAAGUGAAACAGAACCUGCUAAUUAUCUUUUUUUGAUAACUUUAUUGAUGAAACCAUCACGAAUUUUAUACUGUAUGCUAAGUAAGACAAGUCUUUGUGUGAAAAGUGAUUAAAAAAGAUUUCUUUUCUAAACAACA